Molecule: messenger RNA, 3634 nt
Organism: Bombina bombina (fire-bellied toad)
Lineage: Eukaryota; Metazoa; Chordata; Amphibia; Anura; Bombinatoridae
Gene: SPIB
Product: Spi-B transcription factor
Exons: 6
Coding region: 51-863 (270 amino acids)
Biological process (GO): regulation of transcription by RNA polymerase II; cell differentiation
Cellular component (GO): nucleus
Molecular function (GO): DNA-binding transcription factor activity, RNA polymerase II-specific; sequence-specific DNA binding
Source: RefSeq, a predicted model, not a curated record
GUAGAAACUUAACAAUUGCACUGACCGGGACCCAUCCCUCCUGUGAAGAGAUGCUCGCCUUAAAUUCUGUGCAGUUUGAUUCUACAUUAAACUACUCAUAUCUAGAUACAGUGUUUCAAGAUUCGUUCAGCAAACACUCCAACAGUUUUCCACAGAUCAAUGAGCCUGACACUCAUGCAGAUCUCUUUUGGAAUUUGGAGCAACAAGAUCCUUGUUAUGAUAUUUACAAGAAUGGACAGUUAACCCCUCUCCAAAAUGUUGAAGUUUCCUACUUGCAAGGCACCUAUCAAAACUUUUGCCCAGACAAUGUUCAGACCAUGGAUGGCACAACUCCCUGCAUAACACAAUACCAACUGCCUGAAAACAUGUAUAAUGCAGAGGCAUACACUGAUUACACAACAUACCAGGUGUCAUGCAACCUCCCAAGUCCUUCACUGUCUGAGGAAGAAAGGUACAGUAACGUGGAAAGCCCGCCUCUAGAGGUUUCAGACAGCGAUUCUGAUGGAACCUUUUCUCCUGGAGAAGCCAGCAGUUAUGACUCAGGAGUACGGAAGAAAGUACGUCUUUAUAAAUUUCUGCUGGAGCUCCUACAGAAUGGGGAUAUGAGAGAUUGUAUCUGGUGGCUGGACCGUGAGAGGGGAACUUUCCAAUUUUCCUCCAAGCACAAAGAAUUAUUAGCUCACCGCUGGGGGCAACAGAAAGGCAAUCGCAAGAAAAUGACCUAUCAGAAGAUGGCCCGGGCUCUGCGCAAUUAUGGCAAGACUGGAGAGAUCCGCAAAGUCAAGAAGAAGCUGACGUAUCAGUUUGAUGGUGAGCUGCUCGGAGAAAGAAAGGUGGAAUCUUCAAUGCUCCUGCUUUCCUAAAUUUGCCUUCAUCUUGAGGCUGAGCAAUAAAAGACAAGGAUGGACGUUAUUCUGUCAGCUUUCAGUUUUGAUAUUUCAUCAUUUAUAUUUAGUGAGUGUAGAUGAGGUUUCAAAUGACAAGUGAAAUACUAAAAAAUGACUUCAAAAUGAGGCUGAGAAAGCAAUGCUACAGUAUCUAUGCAAUGAGUAACCAUCUUACCAAGACCCUGAGCUUUCAGCAGAAGUAGACUGGUUCUCAUAAAUGAAUUGCAAAUAGUAAAUGUAGCAUGCAGAAGAGUAGGAUGAGGAAAAACACCGGUUUUGGUGAAAGUGAUGACAGAUGGUGUGAAAUAAAAAGCGAAUGGCCUCAUUUCUGUGCAGAUCCCAUGGGAAGCCAAAGGAUACAUAAACGAACUAUGGGCUUGUCACUGCCAGUUAUUCACAUGGACAAUUAUGGGCAUCAGUACCAGUUUGAUUGUCAUCUACUGACUGCUAGUGACACAUUGACAGCUUCCUAAGAGUUGGUUAUUGUCAUCUGUUUUAUAUGUAUUCUAUUGCACCUUUUUUUUCUUUGUGCAAAUAGUUUGUUUCAUUUUUGUUUUCUUCCAUAUUGGAUAGAGUAUUGUAGAACUAGAUCAGAAUUGUUAUUUUAAUUAGUCAUAGAUUGCUCUAUGUGGUUUCAAAGAGCAGGUAAUUAUAAAUAUAUUGAAGGUCCCAUGUUAUCUUAAUGCUAUGCAUAUGUUCUUAUUUAAGGGAAACUACAGCUCAGAUUUUAUAAGAAGGCAUCAACUCAGGGAUAUCAGGAAUAUAUAUAUAUAAACAGAAGAUCAUAGACAGACACACCUGUAAGUCAGUGAGUAUACAGUGUCAUUUAUAAAAUAUAAAUUAGGAUUUAUCAGACAUUAUUAUUUCACUUGUAGGCGCCCAUUUGACAUAGUGAAAAAUAAACAGUAUAAUUUAAGCUGUAUGGGUGACAGCUAAACUUUAUUAAAAGGCUCUAAAAUACUUUAAAUCUUUUUAUUGGAUUCAGAACAGAAGUGUUUAAAUCCACCGUUUUGGAGGAUGUGAGAAUGGUUGGAGAUUAUGCUAUUAUAAAAAAAGAUGAUAUUGAUUUCUUGGUUAGGUCGCCAUUUACCGCAUUUUGCCUGCCCCUACUUAAUACUGAUACAGCUUGUGUGACUAUCCUGAUUGUAUACAUUGUAUUCAUUAUAAAUGUAGAUAAUAGUUCAUUCUCAGUUUUUAAUACAAACACCUCCACAUUGAUAAAAAAAACAACAACUACCUAACAGCGUGAAGAUAUUAAUUCAGUUUCUAAACACAGUGAGAUAAUAAUUCUGGGCCUGCAACAUCUACCAAUACUGUGGUCAAAAUGAGUGUUUGCGGUAUGAUAACGUUAGCUUUUUUAUUGCUUAGACAAAAUUUGGUUGUUAAAUGUGUUGCGGUCUAACCUACUGGGUGGCAGAACACAUUCAUAACUGGCAGCUAAGGAACAUAAAACAUAUUACAUAACCUAAAAGGCAUAAAAAAGUAUAACAUACAUGAUGAAGCUUUAAAAAAAAAAUCAUCUAAAAUCCCUGCUUUCCUUGAAAUUUCUGAAGGCAACAUUGCCUCCAUUGCAUUGCCCUUCCCUUUAAAUAUGCGUUGCAUCACUUAUUCCUGUAUUCUCCUUUAAACUGCCUGCCGGCCUGCUUGUAGCCAAUCCAGAGCACUUAUGGGAGUGUUCAUGGAAACAUAUUAUGAUAGCAAUGGAAAGUGUCAAAGGCCAAUGCCUUUGGUGCUUCAGAAGAAACACAGGAGACAUCAGGGGACAGUUUACUGUAAAACAGUUUUAACCUUAAUGUGUUUCCAAUUACUUGUUAUACCAGCUGUAGAGUAUAAAAUGUAUUAGAAAUUGCUCAAUUGUGUUUAUUUUUGUAUUUGAAAUAGCUGUUUUUGUUCUUUAAAACCACAACCAACCAAAAUGGGUUGAGCUUGCAGGGAAAUCAGAUAACCCUAUUUUAUCACUUUCUGUACACACACAUACUUAUUUAUAUUGUCUCUGCUUGUAAACCAAAGUUCAAAACUAUUAACAUGUUAUUGCUUAUGUCUCCUACACCCACUGGGAGUGUAAUUGUUUUCUUUGGCCUACACUUAAAGGGAUACUGAACCCAGUUUUUUUCUUUCAUGAUUCAGAUAAAGCAUGACAUUUUAAGCAACUUUCUAAUUUACUCAUAUUAUCAAUUUUUCUUCGUUCUCUUGCUAUCUUUAUUUGAAAAAGAAGGCAUCUAAGCUAAGGAGCCAGCAAAUUUUGGGCUCAGACCAUGGACAGCACUUGUUUAUUGGUGCUGUCCAAUCAGCAAGGACAACCCAGGUUGUUCACCAAAAAUGGGCCGUCAUCUAAACUUACAUUCUUGCUUUUCAAAUAAACAUACCAAGAGAAUGAAGACAAUUUGAUAAUAGGAGUAAAUUAGAAAGUUGCUUAAAAUUGCAUGCUCUAUCUAAAUCAGGAACAAAUUUGGGUUCAGUGUCCCUUUAAGUAUAGUAAAUUGCAGUAUAGGUAGGAAUACCACAGGCAAAAUCAGGUAUAUCAAAUGCCAAAAUAAAGUAAACGGAAACAUUUGUAAACAAUGUAUUAUACUCCAGCAUGUAAAUUCUGUAUUUGGGGACAAAUUAAAGGGGAGAAAAAAUUAUCUACAGAGGGAAACAGCAGAUUUCUUGUAUAUACUUUUUGUUCUUUGUGAAGAGGCUGUUAAUAUAUAAAUAGUUGUAAAUUGAUAUGCAUUUUCAGAAUAAAAUAAACAAAUUAUAGAAGA